AUGACGUCGAACUUGAAAUUUGUGCUGGAGAUGUUAGACAAGUAUCCCGUUCAACUUGAAGACCCUUAUCUGCGAUCACGCAAUAUUGAGUGCCAGCAGCGGUCACAACUGCAAAGCAGGAACAGCGCAGACCAAAUGAUCUCCAAGAAAGUGUGA
Molecule: messenger RNA, 156 nt
Organism: Phytophthora nicotianae INRA-310
Lineage: Eukaryota; Oomycota; Peronosporomycetes; Peronosporales; Peronosporaceae
Exons: 2
Coding region: 1-156 (51 amino acids)
Source: RefSeq, a predicted model, not a curated record